Molecule: messenger RNA, 1269 nt
Organism: Maudiozyma barnettii
Lineage: Eukaryota; Fungi; Ascomycota; Saccharomycetes; Saccharomycetales; Saccharomycetaceae
Gene: MRX4
Product: Mrx4p
Exons: 1
Coding region: 1-1269 (422 amino acids)
Source: RefSeq, a predicted model, not a curated record
AUGAAUAUAUCCAUACAAGUAAGGUUUAUUGGUAAAUGUUGUGAAAGAGUUUCCAGAAAUGAUGGUAGAAGGAUCCAUGUCAACGGCGCUGCAUAUCACGCUCGAUUAAGGGGAUACGCUACCCACAAGCAGAAUUUCGAUCACAAAUCUAUUUUAUCUACAUCUGAACUGACUGUUGUGAAACAAUUGAAAAAAAAAAUAUAUGUUAUGGCAAAUUCAAAAGGUCCUAUUAAAAAUGAUACCCAAUUUAAUGAUGCAUUGAAACAAUUGUCUGUUAACAGAUUCCCCUCCACCUUGAGUCCCAAACAAAUAUCAAAUGAAUUAUACGUAUUAAUACUUCAAAAUAGAGUCAGUGAUAAUGAAAUUUAUAGAGCAAUCCAGAAUAGUCGAAAGGAUGGUGAUAUUGUUAAUGUGAAAGUUCCAAAGACUCAAUAUAGUAAAAAAAAAAUACAGAACACUAAAACACAUAAGAACCCAAUUCCUCGAGAUCUGAAACCACAAAAGACCUCUGAGUUUGAUAAUCUGCUUCAGGAAAUCUUAGAAAUAGAUCACAAUCAUUCUAAUGAGUUACACCAAAUUUUAUCCAAUAUUAUAGAGGAGUCUAACGAACUACAGGAAUUUAAAUCCCAAUCAUUAGGCAUUGAACAUGAUAAUAAUCAAAUAAAUAUAAAAAUACUAGAAACUUACUUACACAAUAUAAGAAACAAACAGGAUCAAAAAAAAUCAGUGUUAGAAGCACAAAAGAAGGUUUAUGACUGGAAUCAUUCAUUCGAUUCUCUCCAUACUUAUAAUUCAAAGAAUAUAUCAGUGGAAAUGGAACCCCAAAGACUUUUUAAUAGAGAGUUCUGGAUGAGUUACGUAAAUAAAUAUUUUUCAAAUUCUAAAGUACAACCUAUAAAAGAAAGUGAAUAUUUGUUUAUGAAUCUCAAGACAAACUCAGAAUCUGUAGAGACUUAUAACGAGACCACCCAUUCGUUAAUACAUUUACAACAAAGUGAUUUAUUGAAUAUUAUUAAUCGUUCGUCAAUAACUCCAGAAGAGGUUUUGAAAAGACUCAAGGAAUUACAAAAUAAAAAUUGGAAAUUAAUGGGAAACAUAACUGACUCUCCUGAAGUGUUGAUGUUCGAAAAACCUAAUAGUAAUAAGAAGUUUCCCAGAUAUAAGUAUACCAUUUUCUUAUUUUUAACUGGAGUAACGUUCAUCCCACUAAUAUCUUAUUAUCGUAACUUUUCACACCAAGACAGAAAAUUGAGCAGCACCCGCACGUAA